Dermacentor andersoni is the source of this 2640-nucleotide messenger RNA. NCBI's taxonomy places the organism in Eukaryota, Metazoa, Arthropoda, Arachnida, Ixodida, Ixodidae. The record is from RefSeq and is a predicted model, not a curated record.
UUUCGUCAAGCUUCCGGUUCUUCGCUGCUGGAGGGUCCAGCCGUGGAGCGUUGUGGGUUCUCUGGCUCCUGUCAAAGGAUGCACGUUGGAUGAAUCUCCCUGGAUGCGCUGGAUGAACUGCACGACGAGACGUCAGAGCAUGAGAUGGAAGUGUUCCGGUGAAGUGCUCCAGCUCAUGCGCUACAACAACACCAACAACUACUUCAUCAAGAAGGAAGAAGACGAAGCUCUUUCGCUGGUCCCAGGUCGGCCGAGUUACCUCUCAGGGAUGGAAACAGAGCUGUCUGAGCUGUCAUGGUCCUCGGCAUACAACACCGCGGCCAAAGGUUCAGACAUAGCGGGCCCGUCUACGUCACCAUCCAUCUACAAUGACUCGCCGGAGCGCAGGUACGAGCAAGCAGCCGACACCACAGAGAUCGAGCAGGAAGUAUGGUUCCGGACGUUAGCGGAGACCGAGAAGGCAGCUUCGGCCCGUGCGGCCACCUUGUUUCCAAGAAAGAAAUCAACUUCGCGUGAAAGAACCCGCAACACUAGAGCACUUCCCAAGUCACCAGCCCUAACCUCUAAGCUCACGUCACAAAUCCUACAAUUUUCGACAGUAAGGAUACAGCCGAAGCCGAUGCACAGUUCGCCGCACCCACCGACGAUGACAACGUCCCUUCCCACAAGAAAGACGCCGCAAAUGCCCAAAGCGUCAUCUUCUCCCGUAACCGCGAAAUCAACAGCACCUUCAGAAACCAAACUUCCAUUCAUAGUCUGUGUUAUGGGAGGCGAGCUUCGCACCACCAUGCCUCCACCGGAUGGUCUGUGCGUCUUCAUAAUUUUCGAGCACGUUCGAGUUGCAAGGCAGUCUGAUGUCUUCAUCGCCUCUUCUAACCAGGUGGCCUUCGACAACUACAUGAAGAUGGCGGCAGGGAAUAGAACAGAACAGUUUCUGCUUUCUCUGAGCGCUACCUGGGAGUACGACGAGAGCAUCGGGGUACGCGGCCGUGCCGUGGCCAUCAUGCGGAGGUACCGCGACCAGAACGUGCACGGCUACGGGUUUGCCCACUACCGAGUGACCAGCACGGGCAUCGACAGCGGCAUGCUCUGGAAGCAACAUCGCAUGCUCUCCAAUCUUAGGCAUUGGUCAAAGGAUCCGGUCGUCCUGUUUCUAGGAAUCGAAAUCUACCCCCACCGAAGUUACUCCGACGCCUACAUCACAGGACUUGUGGCGGAUGCAGCCGGAUACAUGGACUUUCUCAUUCUUCGCACGCACAUAACCACGCCACCUUGCCUGGGAUCGAAGCAUUGUCAAGUUGAGCUCAUCAGCAGCUGGACAAAGGAUGGCCUCAAUGACAAGCUCCUUUUGAGUGUGGAAGAAGCUGCCAGUGUAUUGAAUUCGUCGAGGCUUCAGCGUAACGUGACUGUGCCCUUGCUGCUGUCCCACUCGCUCGCCGUGGUCGAGUACGUGGUGGAUGAGGACCCCCAUAUAGUGGAACCUCGACUCCUCAAUCUCAAAUGCAGCAGCAGCAGCCUCCAACCAUUCGGCACGGUGUGCCAUUCCAACUCGACGUUCCUGAAAGGCGGACGGACGAAACCAACAUUCUGCCACUACGAUGAUGACCCCAAAAGUGGGCGCUGGCGAACCUACACGACCGCCGUGGACAUUGUUAACAAAAUGCAAUCUGUGGCGUACAGUGCGGCCCCGUCGGUGAUUGAGAGUCUGGGCUGGGCCUUCUAUGACGUCGAUCUCGAAGACUAUGGCGGCGACUGCGCCGCCUACUGGCGUGUUAAUCGUGGAACCUUGAGAGACAGCAAAACUGCCGCUUACUACCGAUUGAAAUACGCCGUGCGACAACUGAGUGGACUAAGGUACAAACAGCCUGCGGUGACGAAAAUUCAAAAAGGCGCAGGUGUUUCUGAAGACGCAUGGAAAGGGACGGCUCCUUCCAACCGGUAUAGCAGCAUCGCGACAAGAAUAUUCAGAUGACUACCGAGAAGUAAACAACUCCUGUUCUCGACUGUAAUUACUCCAAACUACCGAAAUCUUGCCACUCGCUAAUGUUUUUAUUUCUCUUGUUUAUGCGUAUUCUCGUUUAUUAUCAGGAAACCUUUUAUUAUUAUCAUUAUUUUAUUAUUUUAUUAUUACCAGGAAACCUUUUAUUAUUCCUUGUUUUGAUAUAGCAUAAGUUAAGGACAUUUUCAUGCAGGCUUUACCUCCAGUGUAUGAGACAAGUUUAAUGUUCACAUUACCGCGACUUCCUGUUGUGCCUUGUUUACACGGACCCAAUACUUGCUUCAACGUAUCGAGCUGUUUUCGUGAUUAUAUGCAUUCAGUAUAUGCACUAGUGCAAUUUUGCACGUAUUUUGCGACCCCAUGUAUCAUGCACACUUUAUUACGUACCAUGUUCAUAUACAGGCAUUUUGCGCUUGCGUGUCGUUAUAUCUUAAGCUGUCUUGCAUUGCCCAUAAUGAACUUUUUGUGGACUUUUAUGGAUGGUUGAUCCGCUCAUCAACCGUCAGGCAUGUUGCAACCGUCACCAAUUCGGCACAUUACUCGUCCGAUGUUAUUGCAUGCGUUCACCCACACCAAACAGUAUCACUGAAUAUGCGUUCGAAGGCAUUGAUCAUUUAGCAAUAAAAUGGAACCCGUUUGGU